AAUUGAUCGACAAUAAUGGAAACCAUACUCAGCCGUGAUCAGAGGACUACGUCCCAUCGGGUCCUUGACCGUGCCACGCAGAGCUACGCACUAAACUCAACAUUGCCGCCUAAAUGCCAGGACGACAUCGUUGCGAAUAGUCGUUCCAUCGGAGCAACAACGACUAAUUGUGCUAAAAAAUGCUUGCCAUGCGAUUUGUGUUACAUGACGGUGUCUUGCAACAACCGAAGAGUACGGCUUCGUAGCACAUCCGUGAUACGAUUAAUGGUACCCACGUGGCUAUGCUUCUACUUCUGGUUAAGCAUAUUUGCGGUUGUACUAGCGGCACCAGUGCACAAUAAUUCAACAAUGGAUGAUUGCUGUAAGGAUGGGAACGUAAUAACUGAAUAUAUUCUCGCAAAAUUGAAGACGCCUAGGAAAUGGGAGGACCCUUGUGGCAAUACUGUUGUCCAUAACACUGAUAUCCAAAAUACUGAUAGCCAAAACAUUGAUAGCCAGGCAGAGAGUGUAAUUAUCGCACAACUCAUAGACGGUAUAAUCAUCGUAACGCGCAAUGCAUUGACCCAUGCAACCAUGUUUCGGCAGCGUUUUAUCGAAGAGAAUUUAAUGAAAAAGUACGAUCCCACUAAUUUACCGCUUGACACCUGGAAAUACCACUGGCUGCCUAAAAUACCUAAGGAAAUUGGAGAAAAAUUAAGUGACGAGUAUCUCAACACUAUAAACUUUGAUAAGGCUAUCAUUGAAUCGUAUAAUUAUAUGCAAAAAUAUGCGAUGGCUCUGGAACAGACGGUUUGGGACCAGGAAAGCUUGCACCUCGGUUUUUAUGAUGAAUUCAGGAGAAGCGAAUUCAAUAUCCGAAAUAUUCUUUGUGAGUUGCAUAAUGCUAUAACGGUGCGCCCAUUAACGACACCGAAACCUGUCCAGCGAUCAGAAAUGCCUGACGCUUAUCGAGUAGAAUCUUUCAGAAGAAACGAAACAGCACGUAACGUACGGGACUGGGUAUGCUAUCGUGACUAUAUGAACUGUCUCGAAUAUAUGGAGCAAAUAUUUUAUCAUCUGCGCUUGCAAUAUAAACUUAUUUCUGAAAAUGAUGAAAAAAUUGGAAAAGGGUUAUCAGACGACGAUUCCUCAUCUCUUAUCUUGGAAAAUUGAUGCAACGGUGAUUGGAUAUUUUGUUAUUCUAAGAAAGAAAGAGGAUGGCAGAAUCGAUUGAUAUUGUCGCGGGAUAUCCCAUACGAUUGACACAGUCAAUAUAUAUAUAUAUAUAUAUAUGUUCACCAUCCAUUUUCUCCCUAACGGUAUGGCAUAAUAUGCAUCAGAUAGAAUAGCAUGAAGGAAAAAAGAAAAAAAAAAUUUUAAAUUGCGUGAUUAUUGGUCUAUUGCUUUCACAGUUCACCAUCACAUGCAUGCAUAUACAUAAUUACACAUAUAUCGUUUUGUGCGAAAAUACACCACAAUGCAUUUGUAUAUUUGAUUUCACGCGCAAAAAAGAAAUUAGAUGUGAUAAGUCCAACAAUUCGAUCGUGCAACGUUUAACACAAAUGUAUCUUGAGAUUACUACAUAUCACAAUUAUCUAAUAUUUUAACGUGAUAUCUCUAUGCUCAAUACAUUUUCUUAUUAUUUUAAUAACGUUGAACACGAUCACAGUUUAAUUUUAGUUUUUAAAUACUUAAAGAUUUGAGACUCCUCACGAUACAUCUCUAUACGAACAAUAUUGCAAAAAUUACCUGCCUUUACCUAUUCUACACACGAUAUACAUAAGAUAAAAACACUCGAAAAAAUCACGAAAAAUAUUAUGAAACAAUCUCAAGUCGAUUUAUCUAGUAUAAUUAUUUGUGUGAUGUUUUAUUUAGAGAAUGUCAGUUUGAAGAUGUGGACACUAUCUAUGCUCAAUGCUUAAAAGCAACAAGUGAAAUGAGCAGAGAAAAUUAGUUUAGUAGAAAAAAAUUCAUAUGCGCUGUAGGUUUAUAAUCAAACACAGUAUUUUCGAUCUCUCGUGUGAUCAACGAACAUAGAAAAUUGCGUGUAUAAAUUGUACUGUGCACGCGACAAUAAUUUUACAUUAUUAGAAAGAUUUCUUUGCAGCAAUUCGUGCCUCAUAAUCUUAUAUAAUAAUUUAUUGAUUAACUAUAAUAUUAGUAUAUCUAUAUUUAUUCAGAUUAUUUAUUUUAUUUUUAUAAAGAUUUUACACACUUUGAUUAAUUGUAUUUAAAGUAUCUAGUUGAGCUUAAAAGUGCCUAGUGUAUAAAAGAAAGAAGGAUAUAUCACAAUUAAAAUUCUGUGCGCACACAUUUUGCCCUCCGCGUGUGCACGGAGUUUUAUUAUCAUGAUAUCACUAUCAUAGUGCAAAAGGAAAAAAAUGCAUCGACUCGACAAAGGCUACACUAUUUGUCGCGCUGUUGCUAUUGCUUCCUUUUAUCGAUAUAUCUUUGCAGAUUAUAAGGACUCUCUCAAAGAAAUGAGGCUCGUUAAUUUUGCAUUUUUGAUUACAUUUCGCAAUUAUUUCACUCACAAUAAGAUCCUUCUAGUAUUACGUUUUAUUUUAUACUAUCCUAUUUAAAAAGUAUAUACUUUAUGUAUAAUACUUUUACAUGAUCUUUUUUAUAUCAACAUUGAUUUUUUUGUUUUUAUUUUAAUAAAACAUGAGGCUGUUGAAGACUAUUAGCAACACAACGUAUCAGAAGAGAAUUUGUCGUCAAUAUAAUAUGAUUUGUCAUCAAUAUAAAUUUAUAAUUUCAUUCAUACAUAGAUCAAUAUUUUGCCGUUUUAUGUGUAUUUUAUAUGUAUAAUUAUCAACAUCUAUUUUAUAGAUUCAUACAACAUAUAUUUUUGUAUUUGUCUAAUAUAUUAUCAUUUAUAUAAUUUCAAAUAAAAAAAGUCAUAUUUUGAUACGUCCUAUGCUGAUAAUCUUCAAAAUUAAUGUCAGAAGAAUUUUUUUGGUACUUACG
Cataglyphis hispanica is the source of this 2949-nucleotide messenger RNA. RefSeq lists its product as uncharacterized. The transcript has 5 exons. Lineage: Eukaryota; Metazoa; Arthropoda; Insecta; Hymenoptera; Formicidae. The coding region runs from base 16 to 1152 and encodes 378 amino acids. The record is from RefSeq and is a predicted model, not a curated record.